Messenger RNA from Solenopsis invicta (red fire ant), 1342 nucleotides. RefSeq names its product transcription factor IIIB 90 kDa subunit. Gene Ontology annotation, biological process: transcription preinitiation complex assembly; transcription by RNA polymerase III; DNA-templated transcription initiation. Gene Ontology annotation, cellular component: nucleus; transcription factor TFIIIB complex; transcription preinitiation complex. The record is from RefSeq and is a predicted model, not a curated record. NCBI's taxonomy places the organism in Eukaryota, Metazoa, Arthropoda, Insecta, Hymenoptera, Formicidae. Gene Ontology annotation, molecular function: TBP-class protein binding; RNA polymerase III general transcription initiation factor activity; RNA polymerase III type 3 promoter sequence-specific DNA binding.
AUUGAUGGAAUUUGGUGAUACUCCGUCUAGUGCUUUAACAUUAGACGAAUUUAUGACAGUGGAUUUAGAAGAAGAACAGGAUCCCCCAGCAUUUAAAGCGGCACGCAAAAAGGAUAGAGAACGUUUACAAAGAUUAGAAAACAUAGAUAUGGAAAUCAGUGAGCUGCAAGCAGAAAUUGAUAAACAGUUAGAAGAUUAUAGACUAGGAGGGAAAGUGAAAAAAAGGAAGGAUGCAAUGUUUAUUGAGAGCGAGGAUGCAGAUAGAUUUAUUCGAGAAAGCAAUUUAAGCAUAAUCCAACGGUAUGUUGAGAACAAUAUCGAUGAUCCUGAUGAGAAGGUUCGAGAUGCUGUUUUAGAUGAAAAUACUAGUUCACUUAUAACUGGGUUAGGUCCGGAUAUAGCAUCUAUGAUGUCUGCAAAUAAUCAUUCCAAUGAAACCAAAGAGAAGAACAGUAAUUUCGAAAAUUCUUCUGAGGAAAUCUAUACGAAUGACAUCGAUGACGAGGAAUUAGAUAGUUAUAUUCUUUCGGAAAAGGAAUCGCAAUCUAAAUCUGCCCUUUGGAAUAAAGUAAACGCUGAUUAUCUUAUUCAACAAAAAGAAAAAGAAGAGAAACGUUUGAAAGAGAAGGAAGAAGGUAAACCCGAAAGAAAAAGAAGAAGAACAACUUCCAAAAAACAUAGAACGCCCGCGAAUACUGCAGGCGAAGCAAUCGAAAAAAUGCUGCAGGAAAAGAAGAUAUCUUCCAAAAUUAAUUAUGAAGUAUUAAAAAAUUUAAAUAGUCAACAACAAAACAAUCAGGAGUCACUCAUCACGAAUACGUCGGAGUUAGAUACGUUAAGUUUUAACAAACCGGUAAUGGUUGCUUCUACACUGAAGUCUGCAGAGGCUCUGUUAAAGAAAUAUCAUUCCAUCAAACCAAAUACUCAACAAUUGAAGAAACCAUUGGAAAAAGUAUUAGAUAAAGCAUCCAAAAAAGAGGAAGAAUUUACAAAGGAGGAAAACAGUUCAAUGGAAACGCCUACAGCGGACAUGUCAGAAAUAGAAUAUGAUAAUGAUGAUUAUCUUGACGAAGAGGAACCCGAUGCUACGGAAAUGUCACUUGGACAAAUGUUGGAGUCUCAUGCGACAUCCGAGGGCGAAUAUUGUGAUGAUGGCUAUGAAUAUGAAUAAAAAAACUAAAAUUAGAAAAAAAUUAAACUUAAUAUUUAUAUAAGUUUUUAAUUUUAUUAUUUAUUAUUAUAAUAAGAAUAUAGUUAGUAGAAAAACGUUAUGUAAUCUAGACAAAUGACUCAUUCUUUUUUUUAUAAUAAUUGUUAUAAUAAUACAAGUCGUUUACCUGCA